CUUGCAAUUCGCAUGUCAGCUGUGGCAAGAAACUUCAUGAACCCUCGACUAUGCCUUGAUAGUACUCGAAUUGUUUUCGUUUUUAUUACACGUUUUUAAACAACUGGUGUUUUCUCUAGGAGUUCAUAUUUGUAUUCUUCUUUCAGGAUGGUCUUAAACGCAAAAAUAUGGAAUUUAUCUCUGUGUGGAAACUAACGUGGGGUUUCAAUCUCACCGCUGUUUUGCUUUCCAUCGUUCGGGAGUGCUGCAUACAGGAUACUGCAGCAAGUCUUUGAAAGGAUAUUUGCCCUUAAAAGAGAUUGUUUACCAUUGAGUUUCUUUUUCAGUUAGUAUUGGAGGACAGAAUACACAUUUUCACUACAGUUUUGGCAAGAUAAACAGGACAUACAGUGCUGAAAAUGGAGACUGUCAUUGAAAGAGAAUGCAGUGCACUCGGAGGACUUUUUCAAACAGUGAUAGGUGACAUGAAGAGCAGUUACCCAGUGUGGGAUGACUUCAUCAGCAAGGCCGGGAAGCUACAAUCACAGCUCAGGACGACAGUUGUCGCGGUAGCCGCCUUCCUGGAUGCCUUUCAGAAAGUGGCUGAUCUGGCAACCGGCAGCAGAGGUGGCACCAGAGAGAUCGGUUCAGCCCUCACUAGGAUGUGUAUGAGGCACCGGAGCAUCGAGGCCAAGCUCAGGCAGUUCUCCAUGGUUUUCAUCGACUGCCUGAUUAACCCUCUGCAAGACCAGAUGGAGGAGUGGAAGAGAGUGGCCAACACAUUGGACAAGGACCACGCCAAAGAGUACAAGAAAGCCCGUCAGGAGAUCAAAAAGAAAUCCUCCGACACUCUCAAGCUGCAGAAGAAGGCAAAGAAAGCUGACGUGUUCGGCCGGGGGGACAUCCAGCCCCAGCUGGACAGUGCCAUGCAGGACAUCAGUGAUAAGUACCUGCUGCUGGAGGAGACAGAGAAGCAGGCGGUCAGGAAGGCCCUGGUGGAGGAGAGGAGCCGCUUCUGCACCUUUGUCUCCAUGCUGAGGCCCGUCGUGGAAGAGGAGAUGUCCAUGUUGGGGGAGAUCACUCACCUGCAGACCCUCACUGACGACCUUAAGGCUCUGACCAUGGACCCCCACAAGCUGCCCCCCGCCAGCGAGCAGGUCAUUCUGGACCUGAAGGGAUCUGAGAGCAGCUGGUCCUACCAUACCCCUCCUUCCUCCCCCAGCACCACAACAUCCAGGAAGUCCAGCAUGUGCAGUAGUCUGAACAGCGUCAACAGCAGCGACUCUCGUUCCAGCGGCUCUCACUGCCACUCCCCCACCUCCCACUACCGCUACCGGAGCUCCGCCCUCCCUCAGCAAGGCCCCGCCCGCCUCUCCAGUGUCUCCUCCCACGACUCUGGCUUCAUCUCCCAGGAUGCCUACCAGUCCAAGUCACCUUCGCCCAUGCCCUCUGACACCCAUACACAGACCUCUGGCUCUUCAUCCUCGGCCGUCUCUGAGACUUGCCAGCCUGUCAGUGAGGGCAGCUCCUCCUCCUCCUCCUCCUCCUCCUCACCUGCCUCCUCUAAGGAGACCUGCUCCAGCACUAGGGUGGAACAGCUGUCAAACGGGCCCGAUCAUCAACAUCACGGGCCCUCCACCGCCCUCUAUCUGUCUGGCGGGGGCAUGCAGGAGGUAUACCCCGACCUCCCUCCAUCCUACCCCUCCACCCCCCUCGCCUCGCCCUCCUACUCUCCCACCUCCCCCGUGUGGGCAUGGUCGAGACCAGGUUCUGCCCUCCUGGUGGACUACCCCCCCUAUUGCACCCUGGGACCGGGCAUGAUCCCCUCCUCCAAGGUCCCCACCUGGAAGGACUGGGCCAAGCCGGGUCCAUACGACCAGCCCAUGGUGAACACCCUGAGGAGGACCAAGGAGAAGAGGGAGACUCCAAAUCCCAGCAGCCCCCAGGCCACCACACCAGGGGACGAGCCCCAGAGAGCCAAGGGAACCAAUGCAGUCACAACACCCAAGGAGGCGGAGGCCCAUGAGGAGCUGGCCCUGGCUCUAGCUCGGGGUUUGCAGCUGGAUAUCCAGCACUCCAGCAGGGACUCCUUGCAGUGCUCCAGUGGCUACAGCACCCAGAACACCACGCCCUGCUGCUCUGAGGACACCAUACCCUCACAUGUGUCCGACUACGACUACUUCUCCGUUGGUGGCGACCAGGAGACAGACCAGCCCGACUUCAACAAGUCCUCCACCAUCCCCCGCAACAGUGACAUCAGCCAGUCCUACCGCAACAUGUUCCAGGCCAAGCGGCCGGCCUCCACAGCGGACAUCCCCCCCACAGCCCCCUCCCCUGGCAGUAUUGUCACCCCCGGGGUGGCCACCAUCCGCCGCACCCCCUCCUCCAAGCCCAACCUGCGCCGGUCCUCCGGAGGAUUGGGUCUGGGCCCCAUCCCCAUCAAGCCCCCCAUGAUCCCCGUCAAGACGCCCACUGUCCCCGAGCACCCCGGGGUGUUCUUCAGAGGAGAGAGCGAGGGAGGGGGACCGCUGAGCCCCCAGAGCCCACUCUCUUCAGCGGGGGACAUCGGCUUGGUGUCUCCCAAGGCACCCUGGGACGCUCCGGCCUCCUCUGAUCCAUCCACUCCCCCACCUCAUCCUGGUAGUAGGCUGUCGGAGUGGGACCGUGAGGCCCUGCCGGAGGUUCAGGAGGAGGAGCCUGGCUGCGGCGAGGGGGAAGAUGUGCUCUUGGCCAUACGGCGAGGGGUCAAGCUGAAGAAGACGAUGUCCAACGACCGGUCGGCGCCGCGAAUAGUGUGAAAGGCUUAGUGUGCGAGGUCGGCUGCCCCUCAAUGUAGCAGAUUGAAUCACCUAGAUACAGUAACUCAGUGUCUUCGCCCUAUAGGUUUAAGAAAAGGGUGGGAUUCUAGAUGCGUGACAAUAUGCACGCUAGUUGGGGAGGAGGGAACGGACUGACAACUGCUUUGACUAUUUUCAAAUGACGAAAAAUAUCAAAUAUUUUAUUUGUAUGUACAUAUUUAUAUUUUGAUGCGUUUGUAUGUUUUGUGUUUGAUGCUCCUCUUCGUACUUUCUCCUUUUACCCGUCCACUGUCAUGAAAGGUGCCAAAAGGCUUAGAGCUUAAUUAACUUAAAUGACUUAUGAUUAAUAUUUUCUGUGAAAGCACAUAGAAGGUAUAGAAACAACAACAGAAAAUAUGGAGGUAGAAAUAUAUACAACGUAAGAUUGUGUGGCGAAAAGGGGUACAUAAAAAAAGAACCACAAUGGAAAGCGGUAUUUUACUUUUCUGUAAUAGAUGAUACUUACUAUUUUCUUUUACCAUUGAAAAAUUAAUAAAUGUGCAUGUUCUACCCCAAUGAAUUGCAACCCAAUAAACUAGACUAAAUAAAUAUGGUUAAAUACAUCCCACUAUCAAUAGGAAGCUUCUUAGUCAACAAAGAAGGACACAAGGACUUGCAAUCCUUAACAAUCUACUCAGUGGUUGUCAAUGGGUGUGACAUAAUUUGUCAGUAGUAAUAUGUUGCAAAGGUUUCUACCUUGAAUGCAACUCUGGUGUCAGUGGAAACACUCAUUGAUUGGCGGCUAUAGAAUAGAAGCCUUAUUUAAUUUAAUGUUUUUCUCUAUAAUUAAAGAAGAAAGUUCCUAUUACGUUGAGAUUAAUCAUUUAUUUCAAUACAAGUGAUGCUGUGCUAAAUGUUAUACAGAGGAUUCAUACGCAAAUAUAACUGGAAAACGUAAAAAGUGCUCGUCCUGCUGUGAAAAUACUAGUACAGUCGUGGUCAAAAGUUUUGAGAAUGACACAAGUAUUGGUUUUCACAAA
Coregonus clupeaformis (lake whitefish) is the source of this 3796-nucleotide messenger RNA. RefSeq names its product protein MTSS 1-like. The transcript has 16 exons. Gene Ontology annotation, cellular component: cytoplasmic side of plasma membrane; actin cytoskeleton. Lineage: Eukaryota; Metazoa; Chordata; Actinopteri; Salmoniformes; Salmonidae. Gene Ontology annotation, molecular function: actin binding; phospholipid binding. The record is from RefSeq and is a predicted model, not a curated record. The coding region runs from base 399 to 2777 and encodes 792 amino acids. Gene Ontology annotation, biological process: adherens junction maintenance; positive regulation of actin filament bundle assembly; plasma membrane organization.